This is a messenger RNA of Phascolarctos cinereus (koala), 1268 nucleotides long. Lineage: Eukaryota; Metazoa; Chordata; Mammalia; Diprotodontia; Phascolarctidae. The record is from RefSeq and is a predicted model, not a curated record.
AUGCGCAGGAAGGGCAGCCGGAUGGGCCAUGUUCUCGUUGAGCACUUCACGGAGCAUGAAGCCGAGUGUUACUUCGAGAACGGGACGGAGCGCGUGCGGCUUGUGGAGAGACACAUCCACAACCGGGAGGAGUACGCGCGCUUCGACAGCGACGUGGGGGAGUUUGUGGCGGUGACGGAGCUGGGGCGGCCCGAUGCUGCGUAUUGGAACAGCCAGAAGGAGAUCCUGGAGGCAGAACGGGCCCGGUGGACACUUGUGCAGGCACAACUACGGGUGUCUGAGCCCUUCUUAGUGCGCAGGAGCGUUGAGCCCGAGGUGAUUGUGUAUCCAUCAAAGAUGGCUCCCCUGGGACACCACAACCUGCUUGUCUGCUCUGUCAGUGGUUUCUAUCCUGGGGACAUUGAGGUCAGGUGGUUCCUGAAUGGGCAGGAGGAGACGGCUGGGGUUGUGUCCACAGGCCUGAUCAGCAAUGGAGACUGGACCUACCAGCUCCUGGUGAUGCUGGAAAUGACCCCCAAGCGUGGAGACGUCUACACCUGCCAAGUGGAGCACUCCAGCCUUCAGAAACCUGUUGUCUUGGACUGGAAAGCACAGUCUGAAUCUGCCCAGAGUAAGAUGCUGAGUGGAGUCGGGGGCCUCGUGCUGGGCCUGAUCUUCUUUGGGGUUGGCCUCUUUGUCUACAAGAGGAGUCAGAAAGGAAAUCAGGGUUCACAACCAACAGGGCUCCUGAGCUGAUCCCUGAGCCUGUGUCACCUGGAACUGUUGCGCCCCCUCAGCUCCUCUCAUGUUUGGAGGCCCCCUGCUUCUGCCCAGAUCUCCAGGAGGUUGCCCUACAGACCCCUUCCCUGGACUGGCUCCUUCCCUGUUCCUUUGACUCUGUUUGGACUCUUUGGCAUUUCCCCAACAGAGCUUCAAAGACCCCCUCCACCCUUCUUUGUUUCUGUACCUUUUUUUAAUCCAUUUUUGUCCCUUGAGCCUUCACCCCAAGAAUUAGAAGACUGAAAAUCAGCUGGUGCUUGGUGACAUGGAGACAAAGUGAAGGGAGCAGAGGGAGGAAAGUUCAGCACUUGGAAUUUGUAGAAUCUGUCAAAGUGUGCAAUGCCUCCAGAGGUGCAGGUUGCAAUCCAGCCACACCUUUUAUCCUGGGUGCCUCUUGUCCAUUUUCUCCCAUAAUUCCUGCACAGGUUGAGUAACCAGCAUGCUGAUGGCCUUCCUCUACAUUUCCUGAUAUUACAUAGAUACCACUGGCCCUCCCAGGCUAUCUGACC